This is a messenger RNA of Zingiber officinale, 3081 nucleotides long. RefSeq names its product pentatricopeptide repeat-containing protein At1g74600, chloroplastic-like. The coding region runs from base 49 to 2367 and encodes 772 amino acids. Gene Ontology annotation, biological process: RNA modification. The record is from RefSeq and is a predicted model, not a curated record. The transcript is spliced from 2 exons. NCBI's taxonomy places the organism in Eukaryota, Viridiplantae, Streptophyta, Magnoliopsida, Zingiberales, Zingiberaceae. Gene Ontology annotation, molecular function: protein binding; RNA binding.
CCUUCUGGCAAGAGCUGCACUUCUGGCGGCGUGCGGGACGCUCGGUGCAUGUUCGACGAAAUGCCCCAGCGGGACAGCUCUAUCGCGGGCUUCUGCCGCAUGCGCUCUUCAGGUUUGCGUCCCGAUCAAUUCACAUACAGGCAUGCGGUCUCGGCCUGUGCUACCUCCCUGAACCUUGGUUUGGCCGAGCAGCUCUAUGCUUUAGUGAUCAAAGACGGGUUUUGUUCAGAUGGAUACGUUUGUUCCAGGCUCAUUGACAUCUUCUCCGCGCAUGGUCGUCUAGACGAUGCUCUAGGGGUAUUAUGGCAGGGUGCCGCCAGAAAUGUCGUGUGUUGGAACAUGAUCAUCACUGGUGCAGUGCGAAAUGGCGAGAUUUACUUGGCAUUGGAUCUUUUCCGUCUGAUGGUGGACUUUUGCAAUCCAAAUCCUUUUACGUUGUCAAGUAUCUUAUGUGCGUGUGCUUCUUCUGGGAAACUAGAAGCAGGUGAAGCUGCACAUGGUUGGGCGAUUAAGAAUGAUGCUGUUGCUGAUGUGUUUGUUGCCACGGCGAUCGUCGACAUGUAUGUGAAAUGUGGAGUUAUGGAUGCGGCCAUGCGGCAAUUCUCGUCCAUAGCAAUCCGCAAUGUGGUUACUUGGACAGCAGUUAUUUCUGGUUUUGUCCAGAAGGGUGAGUUCGUAGAUGCAUUGUUACUUUUCAAACAAAUGUUGUCUUCAGGCGUUGAGAUUAACAAGUUUACUCUGACAAGUGUACUACUUGCCUGCUCUAAAUCCUCUACGGCAAUGGAGACAGACCAAGUACAUUGCUUGAUUAUGAAGAAAGGCUUGCAUGUUGAUUUUGAGGUAAAAGAUGCGUUGCUCAGAACAUAUGGGAAAUUUGGAUAUAUUACGUAUGUCAAUAGGGUUUUUGAAGAGACAGGUACAGUGCAAAGUGCUUCCACUUGGUCAGCUUUGGUCUGCAGCCUUGCGGAAAACAAAUGCUUGAUGAGAUCAAUGCAGCUCUUCUGCUGGAUGUUUAGUGAAGGUCUUAAACCUGACAAGAAUUGCUGCUCUUGCAUCCUAAGUAUAGUUGACCAUGUUGAUUUUGGAAGGCAAAUACACUCAUAUGCUAUAAAAUUUGGGGGCGUCCAUGAUAUUCUUCUUGGAAACGCACUUUUUACCAUGUAUUCCAAAUGUGGUAGCCUAGAAGAAAGCUAUCAAUUUUUUAUGACCAUAAAGGAGAAAGACAGAAUUUCUUUUACAUCUAUGAUUUCUGGUUUUGUAGGAUAUGGUCACACAGAUGAAGCAUUCCAGUUGUUCAGGGACAUGAUGGAGGAAAAGGUUAUACCAGAUAACAUGACUAUAUCUUCCAUUCUUAUGGCUUGCCAUGGUGAAUAUUCCUUGACCAAAGGAAAGGAACUUCAUGGAUAUGCUCUUCGUAAUGGGUUCCUCGUUGAUCCACCUCUUGGUAGUGCGCUAGUCUCAAUGUAUUUGCAAUGCAAAAGACCAGCAUUAGCCAAACAAGUCUUUGAUGGAGUCUCACCAAAAGACCAGAUAAUGUGGUCUUCCUUAGUCUCAGGCUUUGCUUCAAAUGGUUAUAGUGAGGAAGCACUUAUGGAACUUCCAUGCUUAGUUAGUGCUGGCUUUGAGGUUGAUCAAUAUGCAUGCUCAUCCCUUCUUAGAGUUUGUACAAAUUUGUGGAGACCAAGUAUCGGUGAGCAAUUGCAUGCUCUGUCAAUUAAAAGAAACACUAUUUCUUGUAUAUUGGUCAGUAGUGCAUUAUUGACACUAUAUGCAAAAAUUGGUAGAAUUGACGAUUCUUGUAGAAUUUUUAAUGAGACUGAAGACCCUGAUGUAGUCAUGUGGACAUCCAUAGUUGAUGCAUAUGCUCGGCAUGGGAAUGGCAUUCAAGCUCUUGAAAUGUUUCGACUGAUGAAAGAAAAUGGGGUCAGGCCUGAUCUUGUGACAUUUGUUAGCGUCUUGUCUGCCUGUAGUCGUAAUGGUUUAGUGGAAGAAGGCUUUCGCCUUUUCAACUCUAUGAGCUCUGAUUAUGGGAUUAGACCAGAAUCACAUCACUUUGCUUGUAUGGUUGAUUUACUUGGUCGUUCUGGAAGGCUCAAAGAAGCGGCAAGUUUUAUCAGUAUGAUGCCUUUCAAACCUGAUCUACUGGUAUGGAGCACAUUGCUCGGUGGUUGUAAACUCCAUGGAGAUAUUCAGUUAGGAAAUUUGGCUGCAAAGAAAAUUCUUGAACUGGAACCUCAAGAUUCUGCAACUCUUGUUUCUUUGUCGAAUAUAUCUGCUGAGUUAGGAGAUUGGGAACAUGUUACUAUGAUAAGAAGCCCAAUGAAGGGAACUAGACUAAAGAAGGAACCUGGCUGGAGUGUAACCUAAACAGUAUAACUAAUCGGCACUCCAAACUCAAAAGAAGAAUCACUUUGUUUUUCCUCUAUAAGGUUGGACAUAAAUCAGUUAGAUCAUCAUUAGAUGUUGAAAUGCAUCAACGCAGAGCCUUGACCUUUAUCCUUUCUUGAUAAGGCCGAGCCUUGUAGCUUAAGGAUUCAUCAGGUGAAGCAGAAGCACAGAAGACAUUUGGUGAUGGUUUCACUAGCUUUUUAGUGUCUCUCCACUGACUGAUCCAUGCAACUGAUAACUCAUGGUGAGAUGCUUCUCCCAAACCUAAUAGUGCCAGGCCAUGUUCAUUGCUGUUAAACAGAGAUUUUUCUUUAUAUAUAUAUAUUUGGGCAUGAAUAUAUGGUGUUGAGAAUAAUGUUAAACAGAGAUUUUCUUGAAUUAAAUACUAAUGUGCCACAAAUGUUUAAGCCCAAACUUCUAAUUUGCUGGCAUCAAUUAUCCAGCUUAUACUGACUAAUUCAGGAGGUGACCGAUCUGAUCCUAUGAAAAUUUACUAUCGGCUUGAUAAAUCGGGAAGCACUAUGUUUUUGUUCUUUGAACAUAGGUUUGAAACACAAAUAAAUAGUGCCUGUAACUCAAUCACAUAAUCAACUCACAGCAUUAAUUCUACAAGAUCUUUUAUAGACGACUAACUGCUGCCGCCUUAAGUACCUCUAGAAAUGACACAAUUAUGACAACGAUGAUACAGUAGGG